Messenger RNA from Stegastes partitus (bicolor damselfish), 1422 nucleotides. RefSeq names its product gamma-aminobutyric acid receptor subunit rho-2-like. Gene Ontology annotation, molecular function: extracellular ligand-gated monoatomic ion channel activity; GABA-A receptor activity. Gene Ontology annotation, cellular component: membrane. The record is from RefSeq and is a predicted model, not a curated record. Gene Ontology annotation, biological process: monoatomic ion transmembrane transport. The coding region runs from base 1 to 1422 and encodes 473 amino acids. The transcript is spliced from 9 exons. NCBI's taxonomy places the organism in Eukaryota, Metazoa, Chordata, Actinopteri, Pomacentridae.
AUGCCGUGUUACGCCCGGUUCCUGCUUUUACUUUUGUGUUUGAUCGUAAUCGUGGAGUGCCGGAAACACAAAAGUAGGAAAAAGCGCUGGUCCGCGCCGGCGGAGACUCACAAGCCUGGAAACCCUCUGUCAAAGAAGGUAUCAGAUGGAACCAAAACCCGAAAGGUGAAGACCAGCCACCUGCUGCGUAUCGACGAACAUGACUUCACCAUGAGGCCGGCGUUUGCAGGUCCUGCUGUCCCUGUUGGAGUGGACGUUCAGGUGGAGAGCUUAGACAGCAUAUCAGAGGUGGACAUGGACUUUACCAUGACCCUGUAUCUGAGGCACUACUGGAAGGACGAGAGGCUGGCCUUUCCAAGCGCCACCAACAAGAGCAUGACCUUCGACGGGCGCCUGGUGAAGAAAAUCUGGGUGCCCGAUGUCUUCUUUGUCCACUCCAAGAGGUCCUUCAUCCAUGACACCACCACUGACAACAUCAUGCUGAGGGUCUUCCCAGAUGGUCACGUUCUGUACAGCCUGAGGGUUACAGUUACGGCUGCUUGCAACAUGGACUUCAGUCGAUUCCCUCUGGACUCGCAGACGUGCACGCUAGAGCUGGAGAGCUAUGCGUACACCGACGAGGACCUGAUGCUGUACUGGAAAAGCGGCGAUGAGUCUCUGAGCACCGACGAUAGGAUUUCACUGUCUCAGUUCCUCAUCCAGAAGUUUCACACUACCUCCAGACUGGCUUUCUACAGCAGCACAGGCUGGUACAACCGUCUGUACAUCAACUUCACUCUGCGGCGUCACAUCUUCUUCUUCCUGCUGCAGACCUACUUCCCUGCCACGCUGAUGGUCAUGCUGUCCUGGGUGUCCUUCUGGAUCGACCGCAGGGCCGUCCCUGCCAGAGUCUCAUUAGGUAUAACUACGGUGCUCACCAUGUCCACCAUCAUCACUGGAGUCAACGCCUCCAUGCCCAGAGUCUCCUACAUCAAAGCUGUAGAUAUUUACCUAUGGGUCAGUUUUGUCUUCGUCUUCCUGUCUGUGCUUGAAUAUGCUGCCGUCAACUACCUGACGACGGUGAGGGACGGGAAAGACCGUAAGCUCCGAGAAAAAGUCCGGGAACAGUCCCAGAACCUCCCCUGCACCUGCGGCAUGUCUCACACCAAGACCAUGAUGCUGGAUGGGACGUACAGCGAGGCGGACGCCAACAGCCUGGCGGGGUACACCAGAGCCUCCAUGGCAGCUGAGGACGCUUCAGAAAAACCAGAGCGGAUGGUGGUGCACCUCUCCCUGGACAAUGAGUCCACAGGGGCCAAAAAGAAGGGCCUCCGUGGCUUCCGGAUCAUCCAGAACACCCACGCCAUCGACACGUACUCUCGCAUGAUCUUCCCUGGCGCCUACAUCCUUUUUAACCUGAUCUACUGGUGUGUGUACUGCUGA